Cricetulus griseus (Chinese hamster) is the source of this 6738-nucleotide messenger RNA. The record is from RefSeq and is a predicted model, not a curated record. Lineage: Eukaryota; Metazoa; Chordata; Mammalia; Rodentia; Cricetidae.
CUCAGGAAGAGGUUUGACAUUGACGACGAAACGGUAUGAAAUCGGAUGUUCUGACAGGAAUCAUUUCCAGUGUUCUAAGAACCAAAGCAUCUAGGCUGGAUGGAAUUUAGCAUCAGAAAAAGCCCUCUUUCUGUCCAGAAAGUUGUAAAGUGCAUGAAGAUGAAGCAGGCACCAGAAAUCCUUGGCAAUGCAAAUGGGAAGACUCAGAACUGUGAAGUGAAUCAUGAAUGUUCUGUAUUCCUCAGCAAAGCUCAACUCUCUAACAGCCUACAGGAGGGGGUCAUGCAGAAAUUUAAUGGCCAUGAUGCACUCCCCUUUCUUCCAGCAGAGAAGUUGAAAGAUCUUACUUCCCGUGUGUUUAAUGGAGAACCUGGUGCUGCUCAUGAUGCUAAAUUGUGUUUUGAGUCUCAGGAAGUGAAAGGAAUUGGUACACCACCCAAUACUACCCCUAUUAAAAAUGGCUCUCCAGAAAUUAAACUGAAAAUCACAAAAACAUACAUGAAUGGGAAACCUCUCUUUGAAUCUUCAAUAUGUGGUGACAGUGCUGCUGAUGUGUCUCAGUCAGAAGAAAAUGGACAAAAAUCGGAUAAUAAGACUAGGAGGAACAGGAAGAGGAGCAUAAAAUAUGACUCUUUACUGGAGCAGGGCCUUGUGGAAGCAGCUUUAGUGUCCAAGAUCUCAAGUCCUGCAGAUAAAAAGAUCCCAGUUAAGGAGGAGUCCUGUCCAAAUACUGGCAAAGACCUCUCGUUGAAAUACAGUGUGGGUGAUUUGGUGUGGUCCAAAGUGUCAGGUUACCCUUGGUGGCCUUGCAUGGUUUCUGCUGAUCCACUCCUUCACAAUCAUACCAAGCUUAAAGGUCAGAAAAAAAGUGCACGUCAGUAUCAUGUACAAUUCUUUGGUGAUGCCCCAGAAAGAGCUUGGAUAUUUGAGAAGAGCCUUGUUGCUUUUGAAGGAGAAGAACAAUUUGAAAAAUUAUGCCAAGAAAGUGCCAAGCAGGCACCCACGAAAGCUGAGAAAAUCAAGUUGUUAAAACCUAUUUCAGGGAGAUUGAGAGCCCAGUGGGAAAUGGGCAUUGUUCAAGCAGAGGAAGCUGCUAGCAUGUCAGUAGAGGAGCGGAAAGCCAAAUUUACCUUCCUUUAUGUGGGGGACCAGCUACACCUCAAUCCUCAAGUAGCUAAGGAGGCUGGCAUUGUUGAAGAACCUUUGGGAGAAAUGGUGGACUCGUCAGGAGCCAGUGAAGAUGUUGCUGCAGACCCUGGGUGUAUGAAAGAAGAGGAUAUUCCCAUGAAGAGAAGGCGAAGAGUCAAAAGGUCUAGUUCUGCUGAGAACCAAGAGAGUGACCCUAGAACAGAAAAGAGUACCCCUCCAAAGAUUGCAGAGGCUGAACCUAAGAGAGGAGUAGGCUCUCCUCCUGGAAGGAAGAAGUCCACAGCUUCUGCUCCACGGAGCAGGAAAGGAGACUCCGCAUCCCAAUUUUUAGUCUUCUGUCAAAAACAUAGGGAUGAGGUUGUAGCUGAACAUCCAGAUGUCUCAGGAGAGGAGAUUGAAGAAUUACUUGGAUCCCAGUGGAAUAUGCUCAAUGAAAAGCAGAAAGCACGAUAUAAUACAAAGUUUUCCCUAAUGACCUCUGCCCAGUCUGAAGAAGACUCUGGUAAUAUAAAUGGGAAAAAAAGAAACCACACAAAGAGGACAGAUGACCCUCCAGAAGACAUCGAUGUUGAAGAUGCACCCAGGAAAAGACUUAGGACAGAUAAGCACAGUCUUCGGAAGAGAGAGACAAUCAACGACAAGACGGCCAGAACAAGCUCUUACAAGGCCAUUGAGGCAGCCUCCUCACUCAAGAGCCAGGCAGCAACGAAAAAUCUGUCUGAUGCUUGCAAACCACUGAAGAAGCGAAAUCGGGCUUCUGCAACAGCGUCUUCAGCACUUGGGUUUAGCAAAAGUUCAUCUCCUUCUGCAUCCUUAACUGAGAAUGAGGUCUCAGACAGCCCAGGAGAUGAGCCCUCAGAGUCUCCAUAUGAAAGUGCAGAUGAAACACAGACCGAAGCAUCCGUCUCAUCUAAAAAGUCUGAAAGAGGAGUAGCUGCCAAAAAGGAGUACGUGUGUCAGUUGUGUGAGAAGACAGGCAGCCUCUUGUUGUGUGAGGGCCCCUGUUGUGGAGCAUUCCAUCUAGCCUGCCUUGGACUUUCCCGAAGACCAGAAGGAAGAUUCACCUGCACUGAAUGUGCCUCAGGGAUUCAUUCAUGCUUUGUGUGUAAAGAAAGCAAGAUGGAGGUGAAGCGCUGUGUGGUAACUCAGUGUGGAAAGUUUUACCACGAAGCUUGUGUAAAAAAGUACCCUCUCACUGUGUUUGAGAGCCGAGGCUUUCGAUGCCCUCUCCACAGCUGUGUGAGCUGCCAUGCCACAAACCCUUCAAAUCCACGGCCAUCAAAAGGUAAAAUGAUGCGAUGUGUCCGAUGCCCUGUUGCCUAUCAUGGAGGGGAUGCCUGUCUGGCAGCAGGAUGUUCAGUGAUUGCUUCUAAUAGCAUAAUCUGCACAGGCCACUUCACUGCUCGGAAGGGGAAGCGGCACCACACCCACGUCAAUGUGAGUUGGUGCUUCGUGUGCUCCAAAGGGGGAAGUCUUCUAUGCUGUGAGGCUUGCCCAGCAGCCUUCCACCCUGAUUGCCUGAAUAUAGAUAUGCCUGAUGGCAGCUGGUUCUGCAAUGACUGCCGGGCUGGGAAGAAACUACAUUUUCAAGACAUCAUUUGGGUCAAACUUGGGAACUACAGAUGGUGGCCGGCAGAAGUUUGCCAUCCCAAAAAUGUUCCCCCAAAUAUUCAGAAAAUGAAGCACGAGAUUGGAGAAUUCCCUGUGUUUUUCUUUGGGUCUAAAGAUUAUUACUGGACGCAUCAGGCACGAGUAUUCCCAUACAUGGAGGGGGACCGGGGCAGCCGCUACCAGGGGGUCAGAGGGAUCGGAAGAGUCUUCAAGAACGCACUGCAAGAAGCUGAAGCUCGUUUUAAUGAAGUCAAACUUCAGCGGGAAGCUCGAGAAACACAGGAGAGUGAGAGAAAGCCUCCCCCAUACAAACAUAUCAAGGUGAAUAAGCCAUAUGGUAAAGUCCAGAUCUAUACAGCUGACAUUUCUGAAAUCCCAAAGUGCAACUGUAAGCCCACAGAUGAGAACCCGUGUGGCUCUGAUUCUGAGUGUCUAAACAGGAUGCUGAUGUUUGAGUGCCAUCCACAGGUGUGUCCUGCAGGUGAAUACUGCCAGAACCAGUGUUUCACUAAGCGCCAGUACCCUGAGACCAAGAUCAUCAAGACAGAUGGCAAAGGGUGGGGCCUGGUUGCCAAAAGGGACAUCAGAAAGGGAGAAUUUGUUAAUGAAUAUGUUGGUGAGCUGAUUGAUGAAGAGGAGUGUAUGGCAAGAAUCAAAUAUGCACAUGAGAAUGACAUUACUCACUUUUACAUGCUCACCAUAGACAAGGACCGAAUAAUUGAUGCUGGCCCUAAAGGGAAUUAUUCAAGAUUCAUGAACCACAGCUGCCAACCCAAUUGUGAGACUCUGAAGUGGACAGUGAAUGGGGACACUCGGGUUGGCCUGUUUGCUGUGUGUGACAUUCCUGCAGGGACAGAGCUGACUUUCAACUAUAACCUCGAUUGUUUGGGCAAUGAAAAGACAGUCUGUCGGUGUGGAGCCUCCAAUUGUAGUGGGUUUCUUGGAGACAGACCAAAGAACUCAACAUCCCUUUCUUCAGAGGAAAAGGGUAAAAAGACCAAGAAGAAAACCAGAAGGCGAAGAGCCAAAGGGGAAGGGAAGCGGCAGUCAGAGGAUGAGUGCUUCCGCUGUGGUGAUGGUGGACAGCUGGUGCUGUGUGACCGAAAGUUCUGUACCAAGGCCUACCACCUGUCCUGCCUGGGCUUGGGCAAGCGGCCCUUUGGGAAGUGGGAAUGUCCUUGGCAUCACUGUGAUGUAUGUGGCAAACCUUCUACCUCAUUUUGCCACCUGUGCCCCAACUCAUUCUGUAAGGAACACCAAGAUGGGACUGCCUUUCGUUCCACCCAGGAUGGGCAAUCCUACUGCUGUGAGCAUGAUUUGAGGGCAGAAUCCGCAAGAAGUACCAAGACUGAGAAACCCUUUCCAGAAUCACUGAAGUCAAAGGGGAAGAGGAAGAGAAGGCGGUGUUGGCGAAGGGUCACAGAAGGCAAAUAGCCCUUGGUCAGAUCCAGGAGUGGCAUGGGGCAGCCAGCCCUGCCUAUAAUGGGAAGGCAAGCACAGCACUUGCCCCAAGGACCCAGCCCAUAAUGCUAUGACAUGUACAGGCCUCCUUGGGUGGGAGGGAGCACCUCCCACCACUGAGCCAUCCUCAGCAGCUGUGCUGUGUCUGCACUGAUGCUUGUCAGCUGCACACUCAGUGGUCCAGGACAAACAAGCCUUACUACACAGCAUCACUGCUACACUUGAAUCUGAGACCCAACGUCAAGGUGCCCUCCCGUUUUCAUUUUAGAUUAAAGUUAUGAUUGAAGAUUAACUGGUAUGUGAAACGCUUUUAUCUUACCUGAAAUGUAUAGACUUUUUUAAAGGUCACCCUUAGCUCUAUCCUGAUGGUUCAGGCUUCUGCUCACAUAUUGCCCCCCACUCAGGACAAACUGGGAUGCAGGCCCUGGGCUACCCAGUCAGGAUUGAUCAUUAUUUUGCUCCUUUGAAACAGCCUAUGUUCUUUGUAUUAAUGUGAAUUUUUCCUCAAAGUGCUUUGUUUCCACUUUGAGUUGGUGUGGUGUAGCACAAUUCCUCUCAUGGCUUUCCCUUUUGUGGACUUGACCAGUGAUAGCAGUGUGGCCUGUGGAGCAGAGCAGCUGCCUUUGUUUUGGCUGUUUUCUCUGAUGUCUUAUGAACCUAAGGUCUUUGACCUACAUUUGGGGGAAACCUUGUAUAUUUUCCUUCACUUGGUUUUUCUGUUUCUGGGAUUUAUUCCCAGUAUACUUUUGCUAAAACUUUCGCAAAUCACUUAUCAACUAAAAUGUAUUUGUUAGGUAGAUUUUGAGCAAGCAGGGAGGUAACUACAGGAUCCUGAGGACACAAGGCACACAGCCUGGACCCUACACUUAUGCUCCCUGAUGUGCUCUCUCCUGUGCAUCUGUCGAGCCCCAGGCUGUGUUGCCCUCUGUCUGUUCCCACCAGGGUGCCACCUGGUCUCAUGGUGGACAGGUCUGAUGGUACCUGUUUCCCUAGUGAGAUUUAAAAUGGUAUCUUUGGCAGGCUUGCUUCUGCCUUCUCAGGAGUAUAUCUUGGCCCUGGAGAGCAAAGACAUGGAGAAAGGAGACCUCGUGCUUUAUAUUGGGAGGAUAGGUACACGCAGUGCAGCAACAAUUGAUGGUUUUAGAAAAGCCACAAAGCAAAACAGCUCACUCUUCAUUCAAUCCCUAGCAGAGUCUGCUAUCCUGCUGCCCUCUAGCCUUGUAGAACUGCAGCUUCCAUUUGGACCAAGACUGGCCAGUGACCCUCUCUUUGGCCUUUCUAUAGUAGUAAUCCCCCAAAAGCUACAUUAGCUUUGCAGAUAGCCAAUGGCUUCCAUAGGCACAGGCCUAGUUACCUCUGGAGACAUCUGUUUGACCAGAUGAGACCAAGGGCAUUUUUCAGUUUAGAACCUGGCUCAAACUGCCCUAAAAAUACUAGAUUGGUUCAUAAAUUUCUGUCAUCUGCCCUAAGUUUGAAAGGCUGGUGUGGUGACAGGCUAGAUAGCCUCUUCACAUGCACAUGGCCCCUAGGCUCCAGAGACCACCUGGGGGCCCAUCUUGUUAGUUGUCCACCAGCUGAGUGACUUCUGAAAGAGCAUCAGAAUUGGUUUUGCAGUACACUUAAGGGGGAGCAGAUUAACUAUCUUCUUUAAUGUUAUGUAAAGUCUUGGGAUUUUUGGUUCUAAAUUACUAUUUGUGAUCUUUCUGAAGGAAAUAUUGUGAAAUUUUUAGACCAUUUCCCCUUCCCAAAAAGUAUUAAUGAGUAAAUAACACUAACUCUGAAAACCAGCCGAAGACUGAUAUGCAAUUCUGAGUAAAGUGACCCUGGGGUGAUGGCCUUUCCCACAGGACCAGGGCUGUGACUGAUGUGGCAGGUGCUCUAAUGAGUCUGAAAGAUAUGUGACUUUCUGAGCAUCAGCUCCAACAUUGUUUUUCUUUAAUGUGAAGUAAACCAAAUGAAACUUGCCCAAAUUCCAUAUUCCUCAGGCACCUCCAGUAUCUAAAAUCCAGCGAGCAGUUCCCUAGUCAACACACACCUGUGUGCCUGUGCAGGGUGGCAGCAGCCCAGGAAUGCACAGCUGGUGUCCAGGCCAGCUCUGGUCUGGUCUGGUCUGGUCUAGAGAAUAUGGAGCUGUCGCAGUUAAACCCAGGCACCCGUAUGGCAGUGCAUCUAGCAAGAGUGACAAGGAUCCAGGUGCUAGUUCCUGAGGAACUUCCCUGGCACUAGCACCUAGGACUCCUGGGUCCCAGGCAGGCACACUCAGUUUGGCAUUUCUGAUGACUUCCAAGUAACAUGAUGUGUGAAGUGCCCACCUUCUAGAGCUACUUAAAGAUAAAAAUGUUCUGAUUAAAGUUAAUGCAAACAACUCAGUUGCCAAAUAUCUUCAUCUACAAGGAGUGUAGCUGAUGACUGUUAGUCAGUAGAGUAAAAAUGCUGUGUCCAUGUGUAUCACGGUGUCACCAUAUCCUGUUGAGAUGUGAAAUGACCUAUCACAAAUUAAAUUUAAGUUUAAAUGUG